Messenger RNA from Hypanus sabinus (Atlantic stingray), 3597 nucleotides. It is a transcript of the gene dis3l, whose product is annotated as DIS3 like exosome 3'-5' exoribonuclease. Gene Ontology annotation, molecular function: 3'-5'-RNA exonuclease activity; RNA binding. Gene Ontology annotation, biological process: rRNA catabolic process. Gene Ontology annotation, cellular component: cytoplasmic exosome (RNase complex). The record is from RefSeq and is a predicted model, not a curated record. The transcript is spliced from 17 exons. Lineage: Eukaryota; Metazoa; Chordata; Chondrichthyes; Myliobatiformes; Dasyatidae. Bases 131 to 3280 code for a protein of 1049 amino acids.
CAAGUGCUUCCGGGCGGAAAAUGGGCGGCGGGGCGGAAAGCGCGGUUGGUUCAGCCCUUGGCCGGGAGGCGAGUUUGAAAACAGGGAAGCAAGCGGAGCCGCCGGCACACGCCUCCUCUCCGGCGGCGUGAUGAUUAAGACGGAGAAGGUGCUGCACCUGAGGAGCGGCAAGGGGAAGUCGGUGCGUGUGGUGCGGGAGCACUACCUGCGGGAGUCGGUGCCGUGCCACAGCUGCCUGUGCCAGGCCCGGUGCCACAACGAAGGGAAAUUGCUCUCAGAAAGUGCUACACAUUAUGUGAUACCUGACUGGAAAGUGGUGCAAGAUUAUCUGGAGAUACUUGAGUUUCCUGAAUUAAGAGGCAUUAUCUUCAUGCAGACAGCUUGUCAGGCUGUCCAGCACCAGAAGGGACGCAGACAGUACAACAAGCUGCGGAACCUGCUGAAGGAUGCUCGUCAUGAAUGUGUUAUGUUCUUCAAUGAAUUUCAGUUGUACUCGUAUGUCCCAAGAGAACAAGGAGAGUCCCUAGAAAAAUGGCAGACCAGGUGCAUUUAUUAUGCCACGGUCUGGUAUUAUAAUCAUCUUGCAGGAUUAAUGCCAGUUGUUAUGGUUACCGAAGAUACAGAAGCCAUUCAGAAGUAUGGGAGUGAAACAGAUGGAGUGUUUGUUGUAUCAUUUAAGAGCUAUUUGGAGAAUUUUUGGCCUGACCUGGAAGCUGUGCACCAGCUCUAUGAGUCUAUUGUUCAGUCUCGGAAAGAACGAGAGAUUGAAAAUCAGGAAAAUAAUGGAAAGGAAUAUUCAGAGCAUCUGCCUUUGGAAAUACUGGAGGCUGGCAUUAAAUCUGGGAGAUAUGUUCAGGGUGUUUUAAAUGUCAACAAGCACAGGUCUCAGUUGGAAGCCUUUGUUCGUAUUGAGGGAUUGCCUAAUAAAGGAUCAGAGCUAGAAACAGACAUACUCAUCUGUGGCUCGAAGGCUCGAAAUCGUGCUAUCCAGGGAGAUGUGGUGGCUGUUGAGUUACUGCCAAGGAAUCAGUGGAAGGGAAGAGUUUCAGUGUUGUGUGAGAAUGAGUCUGAGGAGAAAGCCUCUGAAGAAGUUGAAAGUGAGCCAAUGGCUACAGGUAAGGUUGUUGGCAUUAUUCAGCGCAAUUGGCGAGAUUAUGUAGCAUCCUUUCCACCAAAGGAAGACAUCCAAUUUCAGGGUAAAAAUGUUCGGAAGGUCUUAGUUACACCUUGGGAUUAUAGAAUUCCUAAAAUAAGAAUCACCACUCAACAAGCUGAAUCCCUACAGAAUUUUCGAAUUAUUGUCCGCAUUGAUUCCUGGGAUUCCACAUCUCUUUAUCCCAAUGGGCAUUUUGUGAAGGUUCUUGGAAGAGCUGGUGAUUUAGAGACAGAAAUUGCAGCUAUUCUUGUGGAAAAUGGUGUUUCUGUUAGCCCUUUUACUGAAGCCCAGCUGCGGGAAAUGCCCGUGAACACUCUGGAGAAUCCCUGGAAAAUCGAUGCCGAGGAGAAUGCCAGACGUGUGGACUUAAGAAAUACUCAUCUCGUCUUCAGCAUUGACCCCAAAGGCUGUGAAGAUGUAGAUGAUGCACUGUCUGUCCGCAGAUUAGCAAAUCAAAACUUGGAGCUGGGCGUUCAUAUUGCAGAUGUUACUCACUUUGUGAAAUUAAAUUCACAUACAGAUCUGGAGGCUAGAUCAAGGGCAACGACUUUCUACCUAGCGGAUCGACGCUAUGACAUGUUACCUGCCAUCCUAAGUGCUGAAUUAUGUUCAUUACUUGGGGGUGCUGACAGGUAUGCAGUCAGUGUGUUAUGGGAAUUAGACAAAAACAAUUAUGAAGUCCUUAAAGUGUGGUUUGGUCGAACCAUAAUAAAGUCAACGUACAAGAUGUUCUAUGAAGCUGCUCAGGCCUUGUUGGAUGGAGAUCUCAGUGUUGUGGAUGAUAUCCCCGAGCUCGAAGGGCUUGAGGAGAAAGAAAGAUACCAGAAGUUGAAUGAGUUGAUAUGGGCAAUAGAGAAACUGACUGAAAUAGCUCGUUGUAUGCGGGCAAAGCGUUCUCUUGAAGGCGGCCUGGAGCUUGAGGGAGUUGAGUUGCGAGUGCAGUUGGAUGAAGAGAAGAAUAUCAAGGACCUGGUGCCAAAGCAGCCCCUGGAGGUGCAUGAGACUGUAGCGGAGUGCAUGAUUCUGGCAAAUCACUGGGUAGCAAAGAAAAUUACCGAGAACUUCCCUCUCCAAGCCUUGCUACGUCGCCAUCCUCCACCACGGCAGGAGUCAUUCACUGUACUGGUCGAAUGUGCAAAAGCAAAGGGAUUCAACAUAGAUACACGCUCCAACAAGGCUCUGGCAGAUUCACUGGACAUGGCUGAAGAUCCAGAUGACCCUCUGGUGAAUAAACUCCUGCGAUCUAUGGCCACACAGGCAAUGUCCAAUGCUCUUUAUUUUUCCACAGGCUCCUGUUCCGAAGAUCUCUUUUAUCAUUACGGCCUUGCUCUGGACAAGUAUACACAUUUCACUUCACCAAUCAGAAGGUAUGCAGACAUAGUGGUGCACAGGCUGUUGCUGGCAGCUUUAAUGAAGGAUAAGAAAUUGGAGCCUGAAGAUCCACUGUUCAGCCAGAAGUAUUUGAAUGAAUUAUGUCAUCAUAUCAACAACAAGAAUAGAGCUGCUCAGCGUGUGCAGAAACAAUCUGUUGAGUUAUUUCAGUGCAUGUACUUUAAGGAUAAAGAUCCCACUUGUGAUGAACGUUGCAUAGCAGAUGGUAUCAUAUAUUCAAUACGUGCAAAUGGUGUGCUGAUAUUUGUGCCAAAGUAUGGGAUAAAAGCACCAGCAUACCUAAAGAAGAAAGAGGGACAUGUGAUCACAACAGAGCCAGAUGGAUCAUGUGAAUGGAAACCUGGCUCCCUCAGACGUCUUAGAGACAGAAUUAUCUCCACUACAGCCGAUGGGAGAUCCAUUACCUUCUCUCUCUUUGAGCACAUCACAGUAAGAAUCUCUGAAUUUUCAUCCCGUUCCCAUCCUGACAGCAUCAAACUGGACAUUAUCAGUAACCGACCUUGUAAACUGUCCAGCACAGAACCCAUGCCCGAAACCUCUCACACGACAAAAACAGACUUGGUUCGGGAUGUAAUCAGAUCUGCAGAAGAGGCUCAGCUUGUUCAAGAGCAUGCAAGAAGAACAGUCAUCAGGGAUGAAGAUAAGAAAUAUUGUCAAACCCAGGGAAACAGCCUCUACUCAUUGCUGGAAGAAAUCAAGGAAAUGGCUCUUUUAGAUCUUAGUGUUGAAUAAGUGCCCUAGUCGAGACUUUGGGUUCAUUUUAAAUUUCUUAAUCAAAACCAGUAAAAGAAAUAGAUUUUUACAAAUGAAAAGAGCAACGGUCUAGUUUUUAAGCUUAUGGUUACACUGGAAGUAAGUGGCAGGUUCCAGCUACUUCAACCAACUUGUUUGAUGUGGUAUCUGAAUGCAAUGCAAGAGAUGUAGAGAUUUGUUCUGAACAAGAUGUAUAUAGCUCCAAGUUUUAUUCAAUGUAUUUGACACAAAGGUUUACCAUUCCUUUCUAGUCUCCCUACUAGGAUUAGAAAAAAAAUAAACUAAUAUACUAAGUA